AUCAUGGUUAUGCUGAAGAUUUCAUCUUUCCUUGCUGUCUAUGCCUUGGUUGUGUGCCAGAUGGACAGCUUCCAGGCAGUCCCAGUCAGACCUGGCUUGGAGUCUGUAACGGACCGAGUGACGCUAAGCGAUUACGAAGCUCGGAGAUUAUUAAAUGCCCUGGUGAAAGAGUUCAUACAGAUGACAGCAGAAGAGCUGGAGCAAGCCUCUGAGGGGAAUAGCAGCGUGACGGCCCAGAAGAGGGCAUGCAACACGGCCACCUGCGUAACCCACCGCCUGGCCGACUUCCUGAGCCGCUCGGGGGGAGUCGGCAAGAACAACUUUGUGCCAACCAACGUGGGCUCCAAGGCCUUUGGCAGGCGAAGAAGAAGCACUCAAAUCUGAACGGCUGAAUGCUAAGAUUGUCAUGAAACUGAAAAUCCAACUUUCAUUUCUAACAAAAGAAACUCUUCUCCAUAAAUCAAGACAGCCAAAAAGAAGAUUAAUUUUGCAUCCUAAUAUUGAAAAUGUUUUGUUUAAUACAAAGGAAAAUUCUUCUGUUAAUAUACAGUAAAAGAGAUUAUAGUUAUUCAAGUUAAAUUAUUGUAUAUUCUUUUUAUAUGCAAUUCUAUUUCAAAUAAAAUGUGACAGCAUCUAUUAUUUAUUUAUCUCGUAGCAAAUAUGUGAUUCAUGCUAUUUAUUCUGGCAUUACUGCCAAAACUCGGGGAUUGUACUAAAUUGCUGCCUGGCAAGGCAUAGGUGUAUAAUAUGGUGUGCUGUGCCUUGAUGUAAAACACCUAACCUGAUUGUAAAGUAUGUUUAAAAAAACAAAAGUCACUAUUGUAUCACUUGUGAAUUUAAGCAGACAUUAAAAAAGUAUUUUAGAUA
This is a messenger RNA of Tinamus guttatus (white-throated tinamou), 867 nucleotides long. The record is from RefSeq and is a predicted model, not a curated record. Lineage: Eukaryota; Metazoa; Chordata; Aves; Tinamiformes; Tinamidae.